GUUUUAUAUGUAGUAUAAGAGAAUGUGAAUAUUAUAUUCUUAAAACAAUGUUCACGAAAUAUAUGAUUAUUAGUUCUUAGUUUGGCCGUUGGUACCUGGUGGCGCUGAGAUCUUGGAUCGCACAAUGGCUGCCCAUUAGCAGUCCAUAGGUAUAUAGUCAAAGGUUGUAACCGGCUUACUUCCGCCAUUUUCCCCAGAUCAUUCCCUAGAGUGGCAAGCGUUCGUUUACGAGAUUUCUUAUCUCGAGAAAGAAAUGACCAUGGUCUCUCGGAAAUUUGAAUGUGGAAUGUGUUUACCAGUUUCUAACAACUGUCAACGUCUCAUGAUGAUAGUUUUUAUUUUGUAGUAUCUUAAUAGCUAUGUCCUUCAGAUACUUGGCAUUGUUAUUAGGAUUGGAGGAGAGCAUCAGAGAGCAUCACGUUAGAUAUUUAGGGUAUAUUGUAUGAUUGAUAUUAAUUAAAGCAAUUUUAUCGCACGUAGUGAAUGCGUGAAUCACAGAAUGGCUGUCAGUGCGUCCCUUCAUCGUAAUAUUCUUUUAUUAAAUCAAUUGGUACCUCCAAGUGAUGAAUUCAAGAAAGUUUUUCGCGAGGGAAUGUUUGAUAAACCGAAUAUUGCCGGAUUUAUUCACGUUUCGCAGUAUCUCCUAACAAUAUAUGACGCCGAGCGUUUUAAAAAGUUAAUUGAGUGGCCAAUUAUUUGCAAGAAGUCCGAAGCUAAAUAUCGUAAUGACGUCAAAGAUUAUUUGAAUGUUAUUGCAUCAGAGAAUCCUGAUAUAGGAUUCCCAAACAUACUUAUCACGUAUCUGCAUCAUGCUAGUGGCACUAAGUUUACAAUUAUAAUGUGGAAAUUGUCCCAGCUUGCGGUAAAGAAAUAUCUUAUACGUCAAGGUGAACAAGUUACAGAUGCACCAAAAGUAGGUCCUGCCAAUGACUUAACUAAGACGUACUUACAACAGUCCAAGAUAGACAUCGCUCGAGAUGUAUCAAGUCGUCACAGAAGUUGCGCACAGAUGGAAAGUGCCGUGAAUAUUGCAUUGACAGAGGAGAAGGAACAAUUGGCUAAAGUUAAGGCAGAGUUAUUUGACAGGAAACAAUCCCUGGUGAAACAUGCGGCUGCGGCUCCCGUCGCUGCUUCGAUAAAGGAACGUUUAGUGAACGUAGAAGACACGGAGGUUAUAAAAAGUCAGAAUUAUUUCCUUCUUUACAAAAUCGAUUUGUCAUGUGCGUACAAGGCCGCUAAUCAUCAACGUGCGUGGGUUUCAGUGUGGAAAAAGAGCAUCGACGAUAACAUCUGUUACAUACAAAAGCGGUAUGCAAUCUUGAAGGAUUUCGAGAAAACGUGCGAGAAUAUAAGCAGUAUAAUGUCGAAUUUAUCGAGCGACGCGGAGGUACUGGAUGGCAGGCAAUUGGAAAAGGUCGAUUGCUCGCGGCUAUUGGAAUUGCCAUUUCCUCCCGAGAUUCAGCACUGCCUUUAUCACCUGUACGACGGCAACAAAUUGAGAUAUCGCAAUUUCAUUCACCUGUUCACCUUAAUGCUGCGCCAAGUGUAUCAGUGCCUGAGGAAAAGGAACUUGGUGGACCUGUCGCAGUGCCAGUUGCAAGUGGAAGCGAGCGUAGAGGACUUGAGGUCCGUGUACAAUGUGUUCAACACCUUCCUCACGAGCAUCGUGAGCUCGACGGAGGAGGCGCAAAGCGUCUUGUGCGAGAGAAACGUCGGACGCACGUCCGAGGAAGACGUGCUGCCGCUUGUAAAGAACGUGCUGCUCAUGCCGUCGCCUCUCAUCAAGAUCAACACUCAUUACGUGGACGAGAAGGACGAUUUACAUAAAUUACUGCAAUUCACGCCCGCGGAAGUCGCGCACAAAUCGUUGUUCUCGAGGUACAUGCGACACGAUCAGAAUCAGGCGCCGGACCUUAGGAUGAAUUUAUUCGUGUCGCGCAUCAACGUCGACGAUGCAGUAUCGUCAAGCUACAGCGAGAAGCCGAGCACGCGUUUCAUGACGCCCAGGGUGAAUCGCUUGUGCAAAAAGACGACGGGGAAGUACUCCCGCUUAUUUUCCACGUGCGUGAACAAAACUGCGAAAGCCAAUUACAGUCUGAUGUCUCUGCCGUCUACCACGAAGGCUAAUUCCUCCGCUAUCACAAGCGCAACGGGAGAGAUGCCCAAUCUGUCGGAUCUUAACUUGGACAUCACACCGAGAGGUUUCUUCAGUUCGACCGAAGACCCUGCUACGCCGUUAAAACGAAACAUCUUGAAAGAGAUGCCCGAGGAGAAACUAAAAGACGAACGCGAUCGUGAAGUCAAAGUAAAUAAGCCAGAUCUGGAUGAAUUUACGGAGAUACAGUUCGCAACUGAGAAGAACGUAAUUGUAAAACAUGAGAACGCGCACAAGAGAAGGCGGUCCAUUAGUGAUUUGGUAGAGCGUUAUAAGAAACUACUGGAGGCCAGUAAUACCGUUGCAACGAACUUUCAAAGUGAAUGCACGGAGUAUGAAGUUGAAUGAUGAAAGCGUGAGAGAAGUGAGAAAAAAAUUAAAAUAAAAAUCAUGAUUUACAGUU
Messenger RNA from Ooceraea biroi (clonal raider ant), 2558 nucleotides. RefSeq lists its product as uncharacterized. Gene Ontology annotation, cellular component: HAUS complex; mitotic spindle microtubule. The record is from RefSeq and is a predicted model, not a curated record. Gene Ontology annotation, molecular function: microtubule binding. NCBI's taxonomy places the organism in Eukaryota, Metazoa, Arthropoda, Insecta, Hymenoptera, Formicidae. Gene Ontology annotation, biological process: spindle assembly.